AUGGCCGUGAAGAUGUCUACUUCUAAACCUCUCAAUAGGUUCAAUAGUGGCACGUGCACGCAUGGUAACAGUGAGGGAGUCCAGUGGUGGGAGGUAGACCUGCAGGAGGUCUACAAUAUAGAGUAUAUUGAGGUCUACGGCAGAACGGACUGCUGCUCUGACCGACUCGAGGGUGCUAAGCUGUGGAUAGGAAACAACAAGUGUGCGACUCUAAAGAACAUGGGAGCAGCACAGAAGGAGACGGUUAGAUGUGAGGACCCUGUUGUAUCGGUGGGACGUAAAGUCAGGAUUGAGGUCCUCAACUAUCUGACGCUGUGUGAGGUCAAGGUGUUCACUAAAACUGAAAUGGAAAUCGCGGUGAGCUCGACUAAAACACCUCCAGAACACAAGGGAGAGACCCAGGGAGACUUUAUCAACGUUGCUAUUCAUAAACCAGUGCACCAGUCCUCUACUGGUCACAACGGAUUUGCGAGCAGGGCUGUUGACGGAUACACCACCGGUAUUUGGGGCCACAGAUCAUGUUCUUACACUAGAAACAACGGAAUGAACUAUUGGGAGGUGGACCUAGGUCGAGUGUACAAUAUUGAUCACAUCAUGGUUUACGGGAGAUCAGAUGCGGAACCAAACUGGUUAAACGGAGCUUCGGUUAAAGUUGGGGAAGUCACGUGCCAACUGUUGGCUGGCAUGGAGGAGGGUAAUAAGAACAGGGUUGAUUGCGGAGGAGACAAGGAGAAGCUUGUGGUUAAAAAAGAAGGACUACCGGAACCCGAUGUGGUUAUCCCCACCGUAAACUACGCUCAGAUCGGUGAGGUUAUUGAUGAUUUCUUCAACGUAGCAAAGGGUAAGAAUGCUACUGCUAGCUCUGAACCGUGGGGAGGAAAGGCUGCUCGGGCAGUGGACGGUGUUGUGGAUCAGCACUGGGGCAGAGGGAGCUGCACACACACGAACAGACUCGGUAACGAGUGGUGGGAAGUGGACCUUGGUCGGGUUUAUCAGAUAGAUCAUGUCCGGGUGUGGGGCAGAACAGAUGCUCAUACUGAAAGACUGGACGGUGCCAGGCUGUGGAUUGGUGAUCACAGAUGUGGCAAACUGAAGACUAUGGCCAAUAAAGCUGAGGCUGACAUCAUUAAAUGUGAGCCAGCAGAGUCAGUCGGAAGAAAAGUGAGGAUCGAACAUUUUAGUCAGUAUAUCACGCUCUGCGAAGUCCAAGUUAUGGUGAAACAGUCGCAGAUCGAACUGCAGCCGAACACAGUCUCCAGUGACGGCGAAAGGGAAGGCGAGUACACGAAUGUGGCCCUCAGGAAAGAGGCCUGGCAGUCCAGUACAGCACACAACGGUUGGGCCAGCAGAGCGGUCGAUGGUUGGGUCAAAACUCACUGGAACCAGGGAUCUUGUACACACACUAAUCAACACGGUGUACACACUUGGUCUGUCAACCUUGGUAAAGCCUACAAAGUGGAUCAUGUUAAGUUCUGGGGACGAACUGACGCUGCACAGGACCGGAUAAAAUGGGUCAACGUAUUCGUGGGACGCACAAAGAUCGGUUACCUUGAUGAGGAAGGGUACGGAGCUGGAAUGCCGUAUGUACUACAAGCUACCAACUCCGAGCGUGAGGUAUACGGUAAAAUCGUCAGAUUUGAGAGACUUGCUAACUACCUUACCCUCUGUGAGGUCCAAGUCAUGGUAAAGAACGAAGAUUUGUUGGAGGAGGAAAUGCCCACGACAUUCCCUGAGUACGAGAACGUGGCUCGGAACAAACCAACCAACCAGUCAUCCACCGCUCACGGUGGCGAGUCUAAGAGGGCUGUAGAUGGUUACAUGGCCGAGGGGGCUGUUAGCUGGAACGGACAAUCUUGUACUCACACCAACAGAGCUGCCUUGGAGUACUGGGAAGUGGAUCUAGAGCACGAGUACCACAUUGACCACAUUAAGAUCCUGGGAAGAAGUGACUGUUGUCGUGAGAGGAUGGGAGGUGCCGUGAUUAAAAUGGACGGAAAAACAGUUGCUGGUCUGAGUUACUACACAAAUCAGUUGGAAUGGACCGUCCCAAUGAACUAUGCUAAGGGGCGCAGGCUAACUGUCACUCAAACAAGCCAAAUUCUUACUAUUUGCGAGUUUGCUGUCUAUGUUGAUCACAAUUACGAUCCAACCACGGACACUGAAAACCAGUUGGAUCUAACAGAAGAAAACCUGGCUCUGAAGAAAGUUGCCACCUCCUCCAGCGUUAUGCUAGGAGGUGAGGCUGGUAACGGGGUAGACGGAGACAGCGAGGGCAACUACUACAAAGGGUCGUGUGUAUCAACGGGAGUUCAGCAAGGUGAAAGCUGGUGGAUGGUGGAUCUAGUGGACUCUCACAGUGUGGGACACGUGAUAGUUUACCCCAGACUCGACACUAAUCUUGCUGCUAAUCUUGACGGCGCAGUGGUUUCAGUUGGGGAGCAUGUUUGCGGUUCCAUCACGUUCGUGGAGAACAGGCAGUGGUACAGAUUAGACUGUAAGGGACAAGCUGGUUCCAAUGUGAGCGUGAAGAAAGAAACUGGGCACCUACAGUUCUGCGAGGUUAUCGUUCAAGCAGCCGAAGAUUAAUAGAGUGUAAGGAAAACGUGUUUUGUCGGACUUUUGAGUGUUGAAGUCAUGACAUGAAGUUGACCUCAGAAAUGUUUGUUUAUCAUUUAAUGAUAAUGUUCAAAUUUGUAAAUUAUGGAUAAUUCUUCUGCCUGAUCCGUAUAAACUAUGAUAAUAAUGUUAGUUGAAUUUUCAGUUUAAAGUUUAUCAGUAAAAUUCUUAAUAUCAUAUCGUAGAUUUUGAAUAUGAUCAAA
Bolinopsis microptera is the source of this 2819-nucleotide messenger RNA. RefSeq lists its product as uncharacterized. NCBI's taxonomy places the organism in Eukaryota, Metazoa, Ctenophora, Tentaculata, Lobata, Bolinopsidae. The transcript is spliced from 19 exons. The record is from RefSeq and is a predicted model, not a curated record. The coding region runs from base 1 to 2586 and encodes 861 amino acids.